Molecule: messenger RNA, 3014 nt
Organism: Spodoptera littoralis (African cotton leafworm)
Lineage: Eukaryota; Metazoa; Arthropoda; Insecta; Lepidoptera; Noctuidae
Source: the annotation of a GenBank genome assembly
GCUGAGUAUAGUGAGUAUCGUAACCGUAAGAAGCGAUACGAAAAGGUGAGUGACUGUCACGUUGCGGUCCACUCAUUAUUUUGAUAGGGAAAUACUUGGACCGGUUACAAAACGCGAUCAUACGAUAUUUGUUUACACAUCGCGCGACGUCCCCGAACUCGGUGAGUGGGUCGCGUGAGAGGUGUGGCGACGCCAACUCCGUCACGCUGUCACUCUGCCAGCCACCGGCUGCGAGCAGUCGCAGCCCGCGGUGAUGCAAACAAUGUCAAAACAUGUUUUGACUAAACUCGCUAUAAAAUUUACUGGCCUUGUUUACAAUACAUCAGUGCGCUACUACACUUUACUCCGCAACAAUCUGUCUACUGAAUAAAAGACAUCUGCAUCUUAUUUUGUGGGAACGUUACUCAUCACUAGUGAAAGUGUUGUUACCUGUUGGAACUGUGUCGUGUGGUCACUGUACUGCUGUAUUCCGUUAAACGUGAAAACUUGAGAAACAAUUUGUGUAAAUAUAAAAACGAACGUUUAGAAGCGAUUAAUAAAUAUAUCAAUCAAAACACAUAAGAUAUUAAUUUAGUGCUGUAUGUGUAUGUAAUUAUAGGCAUAUUAAAAAUAUUUUUAUUAUGAAACAUAAAAGAGUACACGUUUAAAGUGUAACAAAGUACGUGUUACGAAACGUAUUAGAUUUGUUUUGAUUUGCUGAGGUUGGUAGAACUGUGCGGAGAUCGUACGAUACUACGUCACUGUGAAGUUGUCAUUGAUUUAUUUAUAUUUUGCGAAUUUUACUCGCAGCCUCAAGGUUUUGCGCUAAAUUCGCACAUUCUCAUUCAGUGGCUCGGUGGAAGCACACGACGCAUUGAUAAAGAAUACUUCGUGCAAACUAUCGAGUUGACAUUCACUGUUUAUUUGAGACAAAGAGUGACGUGACCUGGUGUAGUCGCGCAGACCGCGGUAUAUUAUUGUGCUGAUGUACGUGUUGGUGCAGUGCUAGUGUCCCAGUGGUAGUGCUGUCGCUGGCGAGAUGUCGUCGCUGGGCGGUCAGUGGCGCGUGAUCCGCCACUACCUGUCGCUGAGCAACAUGCAGGCGGAGGUGGAGAAGCUGGUGCAGAAGAUCAAGCCCGCCACGCCCGAGCAGUGGGACAAUUUAAUACGGAAGUUUGAGAAGGUGGUGUCAGCCCGACUGACUCCCGCAGCUGAAGCUGAGAAGACGGCCGCGGCAGCAACUGAUAAAGUAAAAGCAUCCACAAGUGAAGAGACAGAACCCAAAGCCUCUGUACAGGAAGUAAGCAAGUCUCCGACUAGACAAGUGCCAGAGAGUAAGUCCAAGGAGACUGGAGCCCCAAGCAUGGGCUCUGAGAUGAAGGAGUUGUCCAUGGAGAGCUUGCUGCAAGGACUCCGACUCAAGAAGGACACCACACUCGGCAAGAUAUCAGAGCCCACCUGGAAGGAACAGAAACACUCUGUCUCCAAGUCGUCGAUCCACUCGCGCACGGCGUACGUGAUCAGCGCGGUGGUGGCGGCGGAGAGCAAGGAGAGCGUGCUCACUCGCUGCGAGCGACUCGUUGAACAUCUGCACGACUACCCCGAGGCCAGGGACUAUGCCAUCAAGGAGGGCGCGGUGCGCGCGCUGCUCCGGGUGCAGCACGGACUGGACGCGCAGGAGCCGCUCGCGCGCGACAUACACGGCGUCGUCAACGAGGUCAGUACCGAGGACUGCGCUGGCGCUGGUGGGGUACUGCGGGCCGCCGCGGGGCCCGGGGCCAAACAUACUGGCGCUGGACGGCGGCGGCAUCCGCGGCAUCAUCGCCAUAGAGAUGUUGCGCCACCUCGAGCGACUCACCGGCCGCCGCGUCACAGAACUCUUCGACUACAUCGUCGGCGUCAGCACCGGCGCCAUCAUUGCUGCCGUGCUCGGCAGCGGCGCCAGCCUGGACACCGCCCGCCACAUGUACUACACGCUGUCCAGGGAGAUGUUCGGGAACACGUCGCUACUGGGAGGCGGCGCGCGACUGGUGUGGACCCAUUCGUACUACGACACGGCGGCCUGGGAGCGCAUGUUGCAGGACAACCUCGGGGACUGCACGCUCACGCAGUGCAACCGGAACAACGCGCCCAAGGUACGUAUGCGGGCGGGCCGGGCCGGGCCGGUGGUACCAGGCGCGCAGGCCGGGCCGGUGGUACCAGGCGCGCAGGCCCGCGCGGAGGUGUACAGAGCGCGCGUGUUGCAGCUGGCGGUGGUGUCGUGCGUGGUGAACGCGGGGUCGCGGCUGACUCCGUUCCUGUUCCGCAGCUACGAGGCGGGCUGGCGCCGCCGCAGCGUGUUCCCGGGCACGUCGCGCGCGCGCCUGUGGGCGGCCGUGCGCGCGUCGGCGGCGGCGCCCACGUACUUCGACGAGUUCCGGCUGGACGGGCUGCUGCACCAGGACGGCGGCAUCAUGGUCAACAACCCGGCCGGCGUGGCGCUGCACGAGGCGCGCCUGCUGUGGGGCGGCGCGGGCGCGCGCGGGGGGGCGCUGGUGUCGCUGGGCACGGGCCGGGCGCUGGCCGCGCGCUCCGACUACCGCCGCAUGGCGCCGCGCGACGCGCCCGCGCCCACCUCCUGGAAGGACAAGUUCAACAAGAUCCUCGACUCCGCCACCGACACUGAAGUUCUUCACCCUGUUUUAGCUGUCCACUCACGGGUCAGGACCAUCAGCGACCGGCCUGUUGCCGUAGUCCCAUCAACAGUUUCCAUAACAAAGAACUAUUCCAAGCUGUAUUCCCCGCGUCGUGCUGUCUCCAAAGCAUUGACUCGCUGGUCAGUCCAUGAUGUAAUGUACCUACGUGUCUCCCCAGGCGUGCACCAGGUCCUGAACGACUUGCUCCCGGAGGGCAGCUACUUCCGCUUCAACCCGCCGCUGAUGCAGGAGUGCGCGAUGGACGAGAUCGACUCUGCCAAGUUGGACAGUAUGGUGGUGGACACGGCGGCGUACAUCCGCCGCAACCAGUACAAGUUCCAGCGCGCCGCCGCCAUGUGA